Messenger RNA from Harpia harpyja (harpy eagle), 4418 nucleotides. It is a transcript of the gene USP30, whose product is annotated as ubiquitin specific peptidase 30. NCBI's taxonomy places the organism in Eukaryota, Metazoa, Chordata, Aves, Accipitriformes, Accipitridae. Gene Ontology annotation, cellular component: nucleus; cytosol. The transcript is spliced from 13 exons. Gene Ontology annotation, biological process: protein deubiquitination. Gene Ontology annotation, molecular function: cysteine-type endopeptidase activity; cysteine-type deubiquitinase activity. The record is from RefSeq and is a predicted model, not a curated record. Bases 51 to 1577 code for a protein of 508 amino acids.
GCCCCGUCCUGCCCGCCGGGCCCUGGUUCCGGCGCGGGCGGGGGCGCGGGAUGCUGCCCGGCGGUACCGCGGAGGCGGACGGGGCAGUUCGGCGGUUGCUGCGGGCCGGAGCGGCGGCCAGGUAUAAAGUGAUGAAGAACUGGGGCGUUAUCGGGGGGGUCGCCGCCGCUCUGGCGGCGGGGAUGUACGUGCUGUGGGGUCCCAUCACCGAGAGGAAGAGGCGCAGGAAAGGGCUUGUACCUGGCCUUCUUAACUUAGGAAACACCUGUUUCAUGAACUCUUUGCUGCAAGGCUUAUCUUCCUGUCCGUCUUUCAUAAAGUGGCUGGAGGAAUUUACAGCACAAUACAAGACAGACCAGAACCAGUCCACUGAGCAUCAAUACUUGUCAGUCACUUUGCUGCAUCUCCUAAGAGCUUUAUCCUGUCAAGAGGUAACAGAAGAUGAUGUCCUGGAUGCAAGCUGCCUGUUAGAAGUUUUAAGAACAUAUAGGUGGCAGAUCUCAUCAUUUGAAGAGCAGGAUGCUCAUGAACUAUUUCACGUCCUUACCUCUUCAUUAGAAGAUGAACGGGAUCGUCAGCCACGUGUGACACAUUUGUUCGACGUGCAUUCGCUGGAGCAGCCAGAAAUAACCCAAAAGCAAAUAAGCUGCAGAACAAGAGGGUCUCUUCCCCCUGUGUCAAAUCACUGGAAAUCUCAGCAUCCUUUUCACGGAAGGCUGACCAGCAACAUGGUUUGCAAACACUGUGAACACCAGAGUCCUGUGAGGUAUGAUACCUUUGACAGUCUCUCACUGAGUAUUCCAGCAGCUGUGUGGGGUCGUCCUAUGACACUGGACCACUGCCUCCAUCAUUUCAUCUCCUCUGAAUCUGUAAAGGAUGUUGUAUGUGACAACUGCACUAAAAUUCAGGCAGAAGGGACUCUGAAUGGACAGAGCAUAGAAAAUCAGAGAACAACAUUUGUUAAGCAACUGAAGUUAGGAAAGCUCCCUCAGUGUUUGUGUAUCCAUCUGCAAAGACUGAGCUGGUCAAACCAAGGCACUCCUCUGAAACGUCAUGAACACGUACAGUUCAAUGAGUUCCUGAUCAUGGACAUCUACAAAUACCGCAUUCCUGUUCAUAAAUCAAGCCAGAAUGAGCUGAAUCAGAGACACUCUGAAGAGACAACACCUGGAACAAAGGAUGGGAUAGCAGUAAAACCUUCAGGUGCAGAACAGCCAUCUGGUACUAAACCGGUCUUUAUGAACGGUGCCUGCCCCUCUUCAUUUUUAAUGUCCUCGGGAACUUUCCCACUUGCUGCAUUCCCUGAAUGCAGUUCCCCUGUAUACCUUUACCGUCUGAUGGCAGUUGUAGUUCAUCAUGGAGACAUGCAUUCUGGACACUUUGUGACUUACCGCCGCUCUCCACCUUCUCCUAAGAACCCACUCUCUGUCAGCAGUCAGUGGCUGUGGAUUUCUGAUGACACCGUUCGCAAAGCUAGUUUGCAGGAAGUCCUUUCUUCUAGUGCUUACUUGCUUUUUUAUGAGCGCAUUCACUCGAGGGUACAGCACCAAAGCUUGGAGUUAAGGGUUGAAGAGUGAUUAAGAGAGCAGAGGAAGGACGAAAACUGACAAAAUUCCUCUAAUGAGAUCUACAUUGCACCUCCUGUCUGUUAUGCAAAUAACCCACCACAGGCCCUUUAACUUUCCCCUCCCUCUAUGGCAAUGGCUGGCUCCUGCUGGGAGUUGUGUUUUGUACCAAAAUUACGCUACCCAAAGUUGGUCUGCUAAUGUUGUGCAGUCCAAAGUAAAUUUGUAUUAGAGAAGCAUUUAUUCUGUUAGGUAGUAAUUUUGUCAACAUCACAGCUCUGAAACAGACAAUUCAAACAGACUUCCCAAGGCUGUAUUCCAUAUUCUGACAUGGCUGUAAAUUUUCAAAGGGAGAUGCUUAAUACCAUACAUUUCACUGCAGACAUUUCUGAACACGGGAGCCCCAAAAGCAGUUGAUGGGAAGCUACUGUUAUCAAAGGCAAUGAUUUAAGAAACAAAAGUGCCUUGAGCUUAUUCGAAUAGCGACAUUACCAUUGUCUGAGUCCACUGCAUGUCAGUUGCGUUCUGAUAAAUGUCUCAAGAUGAUGGGAUGAACUACUAAUGGAAUCAGGUUUCUCUUGAUAGCCCAGCUAAUCAAUAAAGUAAGGCAUCUCUACAUAGCAUGCAUGAUCCAAAAAACGACUUCCCUGUUCAUGUAAUUUUCCCAAUAUUUUAUUUUUUUAUACAUCAUAGAAGUACUUCUGCUGAUUCAAAAUACAGUUUCCCUUUUCCAGGAGAAAAGAUAAUUUUUUUAUCUAUUAAGAGCCAAGACCCUGGUAUAUUGCUCUCUAUCUCUGGAAUAUAGCUGAAAUCAAGAGACAGAAGUGUUUGCUAGCAAUCAGUAUUGUAAUUUCCUUUGUCACUAUGGAACUGUUGAAUACAGUUGCUUGUAGCAUCGACUACAACUUUUAAUGCUGUGAUUUCAAGGCUACUGUAAUUGGUGUUCUAGACUUGCCCUUCCUAUUUUAAUGCUGAAAACUGCCAUUUCUCAUCAACCAUUCAGAUACAUGCUGUCUGGCUUGCAAUUGAGCUUUAGAGCUUGUACCAGUUGUGAUUGUUAGCUGAGAUGUAUAGCAACCCAAACAUCCUUGUCAAGUUAGAGCAUAAACAAUUGAAUUAGGACUGGUGGGCACUUACUUGUCUUGUGAAGUAGUACAGCAGUCUGAAAAGACUGGUGUCACUGCAUUAGAUACACAGAUUGCCACAUAAACAGAAGUAAGGUGUACUUUGCUGCUCUAGGUGGUUUGAUGUGUCAAAAAUAAAAAAUCCCAAAGCGCGGAGGUAGAAGCAGCAAAAAUUAUCCUUCUGACUACUUUUAAAUUACCAGGAAUAAAGUAUGUAGGCUAUUUUUAGCUCUUUUCUAUCCUUGUAAGCUUGGAGGAGAAAAAGACUAAUUCAUCAGACAAGCUUUUUCAGUGUAAAACAGCAACUAAGUUUUCAAAUGGUAACAACUGUCUUAAUAGUUUUUUUUUAGGGCAGCUUUGUACCUCAUACAUUCAUAUUGCUGCCCAAAGCUCAUAGGCAUUCAGAGGCUCAAAAUGGGAGGCUCAAAACCAGCCAAAAUAAGAGUGGUAAUGGAUGUAUAUGCAAAACUAUUUACACAACUGAUCAUUCCAGAGUAUGGAUCACAAUUCCUGCUCCAAGUAAUGCUCAUAGUGCAUAAAAUAGUCUUUAUAAAUCUACCAACAUACUAGUUCCUGAGAAGUCUCCCUGUCUGUGCUAGGCUAGCAGUAGCAUGGUUUUAACCUUUCUAUUUUAAGUUAUGGGAAAACAAGAAGCCCCCCCAAAAAAACUAGAAGGGUGCAAAAUGCCAAAAAUGCCCUGGCCAUUGAACUAAGACCUAACCGACUUGCAGAAGGUGAAAGCCCUCCAUUCUGGGCAGCACAGGUGUGCAGUAGGAGCUCUGUAAAGCAGUGGUGGGUGUCACCUAAGGAAAAACAACAUGCAAAGCAUCUAGCUCCAGCAGGUCUACCAUUUGUACCUCAGAACUUCAAAACAUUUCCACUGCCAGCAGUGUAUAUUCUGCAAUACCUAUUCUCAACAGGGUCUGUUUAGAGUUUUUAACUGAAUUUUUGAGAAGUUCAUCUGAACAGGUCACUUUGUUUAGAAAGCAGUAAUGCUGGAGGUGGAUCAGAACAUACAUACACAAUGGACUAAGUCUUAAACUCAUCAUCUUGUAACAGGGACAUGAAGCCACGUUACUGCAAGCUUGCGUGUUCAAUAUAUUUUUCUUUUGCAUAGAGCUGCUUUCCAGCAGGGGCCAGUUUGAUGAGAAUGAAAGCACAGUCGCUGUAUGACACUGAUAAAGUGCUCAGUUUCACUCAGCUGCAGAUUUACUCUGAAAGCUUCCUCAAGGGCUAUAAAGAUGAGGGUUGAGUAGUCAGCAUUUGUUCUAGCUUUCACUGUUGGGAAGGAGUAGAUGGUCUUGGCUUAGCCCUCACUGUGAGGAAGGGAGCAAGUAUCAGCACCUUGGUCCCGGGUCCUGAGCUGUGCUAGAUACUCCCAGCCUACUGUGAGCAAAGAGCUCUGUAGAAGUUUGCCACCCAACCCUCACCUUUUGAAGUCACUGGGCUCUGUGCAGGCACAUGAGGCUCAUCAAAUGCUGUUACUUGUUACUCGCAAGCUUCCAUGGUGGAGAAGGUGUUAAUAAAAUGUAAAAGGUUAAAAAACAUCAGAUAAGACCUCCAAGAUGACAUCUCUGUGUUUGGAUUAUUCUUGUCUUAUUUUGUGCAUUAUUUAAAAAUGUAUGAUAUUAUAGUCAAACCACUGCACUGCUGUUUGAAGUUGCAUUUUCACUUCAGGGUAUUUUUGUAACUGUACAGUAGCAAUAAAAGAACAAACUUAUUAGAAAAA